CAUUUUCUUUUUCUUCUUCUUCUACAAAGCUCAAGAGGCUCUCCGCCAGUUCAAAUGUCUAAGCUUCUGCUCCUCCAAUCUCCUCACGUUACUCCAAGAAUUCAUCAGUAUACAACAUUCGCCGCCAUCUCCGUCUUCUCCUCUCGACCUAGCCUCACUUCUUCUAUUUCUCCUCUUCGAUACUAUCCCCUUGCUUUCCUCUCCAAUCCUCCCUCUUCCCUCCUCCUCCCCCAUUCCCUUUCUUCCUCUUCGUCUCAUUACCAAAGGAGGAGCUUCUCCGCUCGAGCUUUCGAUGAUUCCUCCUCUCCAUCAGAUACCAGACGACAACCACAACAACAAGAAGCAGAAAAUGAAAAAGUAAAAGAAGAAGAAGAAAGAGAGGUUUUGAUGGGGAAACCUGAGGAUUUUCCAAGUGGAGAGUUUGUGUACGAGAAAAUGAAUGCUUGGAAGAGUUUUAUAGUGAAGCUUCGUAUGCUGAUUGCCUUCCCCUGGGAACGCGUUCGCAAGGGCAGUGUCUUGACCAUGAAACUUCGUGGCCAGAUAUCUGAUCAGCUAAAGAGCCGUUUCUCUUCAGGACUGUCUCUUCCUCAAAUUUGUGAAAAUUUCAUAAAAGCCGCUUAUGAUCCUCGUGUUGCUGGUAUCUAUCUUCACAUUGAACCCCUGAAUUGUGGGUGGGGAAAAGUUGAAGAAAUUCGAAGACACGUGUUAGAUUUCAAGAAGUCAGGUAAAUUCAUCGUCAGCUAUCUUCCUGUUUGUGGAGAAAAAGAGUAUUAUCUUGCUUGUGCAUGUGACGAGCUAUAUGCACCUCCAAGUGCUUAUUUUUUUUUGUAUGGUUUGACCGUUCAAGCAUCUUUCCUUGGAGGUGUUUUUGAGAAAGUAGGAAUUGAGCCACAAGUGCAAAGAAUUGGUAAAUACAAAAGUGCUGGAGACCAACUUUCCAGGAAAAAUAUAUCUCAAGAAAAUUAUGAGAUGCUGAAUGCACUGCUUGAUAACAUUUAUGGGAACUGGCUGGAUAUUGUUUCUUCUACAAAAGGUGCCGUACUCUGUUCAUGGCUUUGGAUCACUUUUAAUGUAUCAAAUGAAAUUUACAGUAAAAUUUACACAGGGAAAAAGCGAGAGGAUAUUGAGAACUUCAUUAAUGAGGGUGUUUACAAAGUAGAAAUGAUGAAAGAAAAUGGCCUGAUAACAGACAUACGCUAUGAGGAUGAGAUUAUCUAUAUGUUGAAAGAGAGACUUGGAGUUCAAAAAGAUAAAAGUCUUCCCCGGGUUGAUUACAGCAAGUACUCUAGAGUUAGAAAAUGGACUCUUGGUUUAACAGGGGGUAAGGACCUAAUUGCGGUUAUCAGAGCCUCUGGAAGCAUCAGUCGUGUUCGGAGUCCCUUAAGUGUGCCUAGUUCAGGUGUAAUAGGGGAGCAGUUCAUUGAGAAGAUUCGCACUAUAAGAGAAUCCAAAAAAUUUAAAGCAGCUAUCCUCCGCAUUGAUAGCCCAGGAGGUGAUGCCCUUGCUUCUGAUUUAAUGUGGAGGGAAAUCAGACUUCUGGCUGCAGUAAAGCCUGUCAUUGCAUCAAUGGCUGAUGUGGCUGCCAGUGGAGGGUACUAUAUGGCAAUGGGUGCAGGGGUUAUUCUGGCUGAAAAUUUAACGUUGACCGGUUCCAUUGGAGUUGUUACUGCAAAAUUUAACUUGGGAAAACUAUAUGACAAGAUUGGCUUUAAUAAGGAGACAAUAUCAAGAGGAAGAUUUGCUGAGCUUCUGGCUGCUGAACAGCGAUCUUUUAGACCAGAUGAGGCAGAGCUUUUUGCUAAAUCUGCAGAGAAUGCAUAUAAGCUAUUUCGAGAUAAAGCCGCUUUUUCAAGAUCCAUGCCUGUAGAUAAAAUUGAAGAGGUUGCACAAGGCAGAGUCUGGACUGGUAAAGAUGCAGCUUCACGAGGUUUAGUUGAUGCUAUUGGUGGGUUUUCUCGUGCAAUAGCUAUAGCAAAACAAAAGGCAAAUAUACCUCAUGACCGUCAGGUCACUAUUGUUGAAAUUUCGAGACCUUCUCCUACACUUCCAGAGAUAUUAAGUGGCAUUGGAAACUCUGUAAUCGGAGUUGACAGAACAUUGAAAGAAUUGCUACAAGAAUUGACAUUUUCGGAGGGAGUUCAAGCCCGGAUGGACGGGAUUAUGUUUCAGAAAUUGGAGGGAGCUCCUUAUACCAACCCUGCCUUCAGUUUGAUAAAGGACUAUCUUAGCUCUCUAUAGCAUUAAAUUGUUGGUGUCUCAAUUGAUUUUGCUAAGACUAUUUCUGUGAUGGGAGCAUCCAUUGAUCUCCUAGUAUGGUCAACAAUCGAAGUCAAGGAAAGGUUUCAAUUUUUUUACAGUCUAGGCACUGGUACAAGCAUAUAGCAGUGUACAUUACAAAAUCCAAGUUGAAAUCAGAAGUGAAAGCUUCCCAUUUCCUUUUUCUGGAAA
Messenger RNA from Carica papaya (papaya), 2448 nucleotides. RefSeq names its product signal peptide peptidase (gene SPPA). NCBI's taxonomy places the organism in Eukaryota, Viridiplantae, Streptophyta, Magnoliopsida, Brassicales, Caricaceae. Gene Ontology annotation, biological process: proteolysis. The record is from RefSeq and is a predicted model, not a curated record. Gene Ontology annotation, molecular function: peptidase activity.